AUGUUCACUACAGUUUUUACAAUAUCUCUCAUAUUUUUUGAAUCACUUCUUUUUGUGCNNAAAGAGUGGGCCCGAUCCGACCCGGAACUGCAUGCGACCGAGGCGCUCGCACCGAUCCCAGUGCCCAAACAGUCCACCUCCGAUGUCGAAAUGCACGAGAUGCAGCAACGAAUAAUCAUUCUAAACCCAUCUGAUCAUCUGGUCACUGAUAUUCCGAACACAGUGUCCGCCAAUGUAAACGAGACACCGAUCUCGGUCGACAGUGUUCCCCCAAAGUCGGCUGUUCAGANCACCACCGCCACCGCCACCGCCACGGCGUGUCAUUCGCUUCUCGCGACCCGGUUCAACUGCUCAACACUUUUUGGCAUUCAUGCAACCCAAUGUGCGUCUGUUCAACACAGUACUGGUCCCCGUGCCCCCGGGCGAUGA
Molecule: messenger RNA, 429 nt
Organism: Echinostoma caproni
Lineage: Eukaryota; Metazoa; Platyhelminthes; Trematoda; Plagiorchiida; Echinostomatidae
Source: the annotation of a GenBank genome assembly